Malassezia globosa CBS 7966 is the source of this 444-nucleotide messenger RNA. RefSeq lists its product as uncharacterized. Gene Ontology annotation, molecular function: structural constituent of ribosome. The coding region runs from base 1 to 444 and encodes 147 amino acids. Gene Ontology annotation, biological process: translation. Gene Ontology annotation, cellular component: ribosome; cytosolic large ribosomal subunit. The transcript has a single exon. The record is from RefSeq and is a predicted model, not a curated record. NCBI's taxonomy places the organism in Eukaryota, Fungi, Basidiomycota, Malasseziomycetes, Malasseziales, Malasseziaceae.
AUGUUUGCCAAGCAGUUCCGCAAGCAUGGACAGGUGCAGCUGAGCCGUUACUUGCGUCCAUUCCACUCGGGCGAUAUUGUGGACAUUGUGGCCGACUCUGGUGAGCAAAAGGGUAUGCCACACAAGUAUUACCAAGGCCGCACGGGCGUGGUGUACAGUGUGUUCCCACGUGCUGUUGGUGUCAUUGUGCACAAGACGGUCGGAAACCGUAAGAUUGAGAAGCGUGUGAGUGUGCGGGUUGAGCACGUUCGCCACUCGAAGUGCCGUGACAACUUUGUGAACCGUGUCAAGGCGAACGCUGCUGCUAAGCAUGCGGCGAAGGAGAAGGGCGAGCACGUUUUCUUGAAGCGCCAGCCAGCUCAGCCACGAGCUGAACACACCAUCACAGUGGGUGAGAACAAGCCAGUGACGCUUGCCCCGCAGCCAUACGACACGUACAUUUAA